Messenger RNA from Folsomia candida, 1309 nucleotides. Its product is annotated as zinc finger protein 26. Lineage: Eukaryota; Metazoa; Arthropoda; Collembola; Entomobryomorpha; Isotomidae. The coding region runs from base 182 to 1048 and encodes 288 amino acids. The transcript has 5 exons. Gene Ontology annotation, biological process: regulation of transcription by RNA polymerase II. Gene Ontology annotation, molecular function: DNA-binding transcription factor activity; RNA polymerase II cis-regulatory region sequence-specific DNA binding. The record is from RefSeq and is a predicted model, not a curated record.
UGUACAUGUGCAUGUUCACAUGCAUAUAACCACGCUUCUCUACCCGUUCCGGGCACUUUUGUAUUUGAAAUCAACAUCUGACAGAACAGACGAUUUUACAAAUUUGUUAAAUUUUUGAAAUUUUGCUUCUGGAAAUUAAUUCUCUUAACUCUGCACAUUAUAUUAUUUAUCUAUAUACUGCAUGGAGCAUUACAAUAAUUUAUCUCACAAUCUCGAACAGAAUUACUCAUCAUGUCUCCUACAAGGGAGUUCAACAAGCUCAGUCCCAUGUUUUAUGACGGCAUCAUCACCAGUUCCAUUCUCCGCAAUUUCUGGGGAACUAUCAAUUCCACCCAUUUCCCAGGGUGCUGAAGGCACUGCUGUUUCACUGACAAGAAACAAAUUCCAAAUAAGUAACCAAUCCAAAGAGGCAAAUUGCAAGUUUAAGUGUCGUCGAUGUGCGAAACGAUUUCAAACCAAGGGUGGACUGACGCUACAUUACAGAGAACAUGAGCCAGAAUUGUUCUUAAUACGGUGUCCUGAUUGCCCAUUCUUCACCUACCAAAGGUCCAACUUUUCCAAGCAUGCCGCAAUCAAGCAUAAAAAAGAUAUAAAUGGCUUAACAAUCUCUGAAGAUGUGCAAUGUCCCAUCUGCCCCUUCAAAUGCUUCACUGACGAACAGCUCAAGUUGCAUUUAGCAAGAAAACAUACAAGUCCUGAGGAUAAGCCUUUCAAGUGCUUGGAAUGUAGCUACGCUUCAGUGGAGAAAGCUGCUUUGGAGAAACAUGUAUCAAUUGUUCACAAAAAAGAACGAGAGUACGACUGUAAUAUUUGUGGAUUUAGAUCGCAAACUUCUAGCGGUCUAGCAAGACAUCACCGAUCACAUUCCGAGGUUAAGCCACAUCAGUGCCAUUUGUGCGAGAAGAGUUACGCUGACAAGAAACGGCUGAAGGAUCACAUUUUAAAACAUUCAGACAUUAAGCAAUUUACGUGUUCUCACUGUCCAUAUGCAACCAAUAGGAAGGAUAAUUUGAAAAUGCAUCAUAAGAGAAAUCAUAUGUCCCCUUGAUAUUUAAAAUUGGUUCAUUCAGUUAGACAAGACUCAGUCAUUCAUAAGUUAUACAUAAACAAUUUAAUGAAUAUAUUUGUAAAAAUUAAACAAAGCGUGGAUUUUUGGCCAACACAUGUAAAAACGGAUCUAUAGAAUUAUAGUACCCAAUCGACAUAUGUAAUAGGUUGAUAUCUAUCUAUGUACAUUGUUCAUCGCCAUUCAUACUUAUGUACAUUGAUGUUAUAGACACAUUGAGUAAAUCUAUUAUUUAAUGCUGCA